AUGCCACGUAUCGUUGCUCCGCACAAAUCGGGGCUUCAUCGACUAGCAUGUCUUUCUCUAUACAAAGCUCUGCUACAUGAGAGUACACGAGUCGGGGCCGCAGUCGACAACCCUGCCGUCACCAGAACUCUUCAGUCCUUGAUCCGCUUCCGCUUCGAUCGAGACCGCAAGCUGCUUUCCCCUUCACAGGUGGCCAAUGGCUUCGAGGCAGGUCAUGGCGCCUUGUCACUCCUCCGCCAAUGCGCCCGUAAAUCGGACGACGCCUUGAACAAGCUGAGCCAGACCCUCGAGCAUGUAGCCCUACAAGCCGAAUCUACAGCCAGAUACCGCGGCGAACUCGCCUCUCGAUGGAAACCCCCUCCGCCCCAACGCCGUCCCCAUCUGGAGAACCUGCGCCGGAUCGCGAACAGGGCAAACCACAUGUCCACUCCUGACAACCCACGCAUCUUUCAGCACCCAAGACCGAUCUCUGAAGUGAAAUCGGGUGUCCGCAAAGUGCCCAAUCUGAUUUUAGCGCAGGGAGUCCCGCUCCUGAAAUACCCGGGCCCGACUCCGGUGUUGUUGAACCGGAUUUUGAAGACGAAGAUCCAAUGGGGAGUUCGCAAGUGGGCACAGCAUCUGGACAUCGCAGCCAGGAUUCAGAUCGGUGAAUGGGAAGACGAUUGGGAUUCCAUCCUUGGGCGAGAACAGGGCAUCGUAGAGACACAGGAGGACGCGAUCGCGAAUAGACAGCUGGGACAGCAGGCUGAGCAGGUGGAAGAGGACCACACUCAGACCUCACCAGAGUUCAAGAUCCGCUUUGUCGGUGGCAACCGACCCGACAUCGGGGAUGGCAAGAACAACAAUCAGUCGACAGCCCGUUCUAGUCCCGCCGUUCCAGGAGUGUCCUGGACACUGGCGCUGCGCCAGGUUGACCGACAACUCGAGCAGGCCGUGCAUGCGCGCGGACGGCAGUACGCAGAGCUCGGGGACAAAUAUUGGCAGGUCAUCGUGAAGGAGAGAGAGCUGAAGGAGAAGGAGAGGAAGGAGAGGAAGCAUGCCCGGCGGAUGGCACGGAAACAGGCGACCAGCAUCGUUGACGCUGACGAGUCCGCCGGAGAUGUGAGCAGCGUGUCUUCUGGCUUUCUAUGA
Molecule: messenger RNA, 1131 nt
Organism: Fonsecaea erecta
Lineage: Eukaryota; Fungi; Ascomycota; Eurotiomycetes; Chaetothyriales; Herpotrichiellaceae
Exons: 2
Coding region: 1-1131 (376 amino acids)
Source: RefSeq, a predicted model, not a curated record